Messenger RNA from Caenorhabditis bovis, 630 nucleotides. The record is from the annotation of a GenBank genome assembly. Lineage: Eukaryota; Metazoa; Nematoda; Chromadorea; Rhabditida; Rhabditidae.
AUGAGCACGAAAUUUUACGCAGUGGCUCAUGGAUUCAAGCGAGGCGUCUUCACGGAUUGGGAUGAAGCUAAGAAGCAGAUUGACAAUUUCCCACAACCGGUUUAUAAGAAAUUCGAUAGCGAGGAAGAGGCGGAGAAAUAUGUUGAAGCUCGAAAACCGAAGAAAAUUGAAUUGACGUUCCCGGAGCCCACUCACGAUCACUAUUAUGCUGUGGCUCGCGGACACGUUGUGGGAGUUUUCACCGAUUAUGCGGAUGUUAAGAAACAUAAAUUCGAUGAGUUGAAUGAAGCGAUCGCCUAUUUUAAGAAGUUCUAUGAAGGAAAUGAUGGCGGCUCAUCGGAAUCCAAGAAGAAUGAGGAGAAGAAGAAGGUUUCUGAUUCGGAAGUUUUCUACGCUGUGGCUCGAGGUCAUGAGACUGGAGUAUUUUCAACAUGGGACGAAUGCAAAAAGCAGACGACGGGAUUCAAAGGCGCCAAAUUCAAGAAGUUUGAUAAUAAGGAGGAUGCGGAGAUGUUCGCGCAAGGGAAAACCUUGAAGCAAAUCGAAGAAGCUCAUUCUGGAGGUCAGAAGCGAAAAAGUGGUGGAGAAGCAUCAGAAGAGGUCGAAGUGAAAAAGAGAAAGAAGAAUUGA